Molecule: messenger RNA, 450 nt
Organism: Sphenostylis stenocarpa
Lineage: Eukaryota; Viridiplantae; Streptophyta; Magnoliopsida; Fabales; Fabaceae
Source: the annotation of a GenBank genome assembly
GACACCAUUGUUGUUGGCAGUCAGAAUUUUGUUUGGGGUGACAUUACUUAUUGUGAUUUUGAUAUACAAAUGGCACAAAAGGCAUUUUAUUUGGAGCAGAAUAACUUGAUGCCUAUCAGAUACUCAUACAAGGAGAUCAAGAAGAUGGUGAGAGGUUUCAAUGAAAAAUUGGGUGAAGGAGGGUAUGACUCUGUGUACAAGGGAAAGAUGCGUAGUGGAUCUUAUGUGGCAAUAAAAAUGUUAGGUAAAUCAAAAAGUAAUGGAAAUGAUUUUAUAAGUGAAGUUGCCACCAUCGGAAGAAUACAUCAUCAAAAUGUAGUACAGUUAAUUGGAUUUUGUGUGGAGGGUUCAAAGCGUGCUCUUGUUUAUGAAGUCAUGUCUAAUGGAUCUCUUGAUAAAAUUAUUUUUUCUAAAGAUAGAAGUGUAGAUUUAAGCUAUGAGAAAAUAUAA